AUGAAUAAACGAAAACAUUCUACGCUUUUAGAGUUUUGUAAUAAAAAAAAGAACAAUAGUUCCAAUUAUACAGUGGUAACUGCGCAUGCCGAUGAUGCAAGUGUAAUAUCCGAGGUAAUACCUGCGUCAACAACAAAUAAAGUAACUACUAAUAAUAAUAAUACUGUUAAAAUAAAACUUUUGGAAAAUAAGUGGAAACCACCCCCUAGCUUUAAAUAUCCGUUUUCAGUUCAUAAAAAACAGGGAAAGGAAGAAAAACGGUUUUUGAGGUAUAACCAUUUUGAACAAUUUCCAUGGCUUGUUUAUUCGGAGUCAUUAUCUGGUUGUUUUUGUUUAUACUGUACAUUGUUCUUAGUUCAAAAUACUGGUGGAAAACAAAAUACGGAACAAUUAAAAAAAUUAGUUACAGUUCCUUUAAAGAAGUAUGCUAAAUUACUUGGCAAACAUGGUGAUUUGGAAACGCAUAGUAACAAUGAUUAUCACAAAAAUGCUAUCUUACGUUCUGAAGAUUUUGUACGAACACAUCACUGUCCCGACAAACGAGUAGAUAAUUUAUUAGGUACCGAACAUUAUAGACAAGUAACUGAAAACCGAAAUCGGUUAAAGCCAAUUGUUGAAUCUAUAAUAUUUUUGGGCCGCCAAAAUAUUGCGUUUAGAGGACACCGUGACCAAGGAAAUUUAACUGAUAAACAUAAUUUAAAUGAAAUUAAAAUAUAA
Molecule: messenger RNA, 717 nt
Organism: Myzus persicae (green peach aphid)
Lineage: Eukaryota; Metazoa; Arthropoda; Insecta; Hemiptera; Aphididae
Exons: 2
Coding region: 1-717 (238 amino acids)
Source: RefSeq, a predicted model, not a curated record